UUGUGUGUCUGGGUGCAGUUACGCCGUGUGGCCGCGGGGUGUCGCUGUUCAACCUUCAGCGAAUCAAAACAGAGCAUGAAGGAGGCGGUGACGUCAUUGUUGGGGUAUUUUCAAGAUGGCGCCGGGCUGGCCGGAGCUCCGCUGCUGACGCUUUGGAGAAUCUGCUGCCGGGCGGGACGCUGCCUCCACCCGCGGGACGCUGCCUCCAGCCGCGGGACGCUGCCUCCAGCCGCGGAGAGGAACCGCGGUAUUCCUUCAUACGGACAGCCGGACAUGGACACGGCGCCCCGGGCGGGUGUCAGGUAACGGGCUCCGGGCUCCGGGCUAACAUGUUCGGCCUUUCCUCCGAGAACAACACGACCUGCUGCGGGCCGACGGGGCGGGAAUCUACGGCCGGAGCCGAGGCUCGCUGGGCGGACUGAGCGGCCGAGGACAUGUCGGAGGAGCUCGGAGGGAGUUUGGGUGUCGACCUGAACGAGAACGAAGCAGGAGGAGGCGGGAAGCGGGGGUUAAAAGCGCUGCGAGCCGGUGUCAGCGGGGGUCAGGAGGCGGGGAACGGGCUGUAUGUGGCCGGGAACGGGAGGGAUGUAAACACGGACACGGCCUCCGUGCAGCCGCCCCCGCACAGCCCGCACAGCCCGCACCGCAGGGCGGGUCUGCUGGAGGAAUACCUCCCGGGCCUGGUGGCUGACAGCUGCGGGAUUUCGGGAGACCACAGCGGCCUGAACGGAUUUACUGAGUCAUUCGGGCCGGAGGAGACGACAAUGGUCGGGCUGGGAGGAGGAGGAGGAGGAGGAGGAGGAGGAGGAGGGACCACAGCCGCUUCCUGUCCAGCUGUGCUCCUGCAGCCUGGCCGGCAGAUGCGGCAGCUCGCUGCGGGGCAGAGCGGAGGGGAAGCCCCGGGAGACGACUCGACUGUCGCCGGCUCUCUGCGGACUUCUGUCCCCGGUGAUCGGCUGCCAUGCUCGGGUAACUGCGCUGGCACCGGUCCGGAUGUAAACAUGCCGAACGGACCGGAGGCGGACACCGGGCGCUGUGAGCAGCAGAGGCCCGGCUCAUGCGGUGGGGACGGCGGGGAAGUGAAAGUGGCUAACGGUGGUUUACACAUCGUGACAUGUGACCGGGUGGACUCGGACUGCUCCCCCGAUAACACUCACCUGGACACGGGGGCAGGGACGGCGGUUUGUCCGAGGGACGGCGACUGUAACGGGACAUCUGUGUCUGAGUGCCCGGGGGAGGAUGCGCCAUCAGCGGCCGCAGAGGACUCCCCCACCCCGGGAUCAAGUGCCCCCUCCAGCCCGCCGUCUGAGCCCGACAUCCGGGAGGCCGAGCCGUCCUUCAGCCUCCCCGUCCGGCCUCACAGUCUGAGGACGAACCCCGGCCUGGCCGUGUCCCUCAGCUGCGACGCCACCCCGCUGUCCCCGGAUGAGGAUGAGGACAGGGGCUUUUAUUUUGGAGAGGAUCGAUACGAGGAGGACUUCCGGAGCGUUCUGGAGGCGGGUCGGCGGCAGAGUGCUCCGGACAAAGUGCCGGACCUGACCCAGCACGGAGACAACCCGGACCAGAAGCUGAUGCCGAAGAGGUUCGGUAUCGCUGACUUCUUCACGAGGAGUUUGUUUUCGAGGAAACCCAAAGAGCCCAAGGCGCUGUCCCACAAUGCAACAGGGUGGCGACUGUUUGGCAAGACAACAACCAGAGAGGGCGAACCAGACCACGCCUCCUCGACGCCCACACAACAGGAGGACGAGGACAAGGACUCAGGUGUGUCCUCGUGUCCUCAGCUGGCUGCAGGGAGAAGGAAGAACCUGGAGUUUGAACCUCUGUCCACCACGGCUCUGAUCCUGGAGGACCGGCCAGCGAACCUGCCGGCCAAAUCUGUGGAGGAGACUCAGAGACACAAGAUGGAGUACGAGGAGAUGGUGGCCGGAGCCAAGAGGAGGGAGAUGAAGGAGGCUCAGAGGAAGAAGCGUCAGAUGAAGGAGCGACACCGUCAGGAGGACAGCAUCUCCAACGCCAUGGUGAUCUGGAACACGGAGAUCCUGCCGCACUGGGACAGCGUGAAGGGCACGAGGAGGGUGAGGGAUCUGUGGUGGCAGGGACUUCCUCCCAGCGUCAGAGGACGAGUGUGGAGCCUCGCCAUCGGCAACGAGCUCAACAUCACGCCAGAGCUGUAUGAGAUCUUCCUGUCCAGAGCCAAAGAGAAGUGGAGGAGCUACAGUGAGACCAGUUCAGUCAACGACAGCGAGAGUGAGGGAGCGUCUCUGGCUGACAGAGAGUCCAGUCUGGACCUCAUCAAACUGGACAUCUCCAGAACCUUCCCGUCCCUGUUCAUCUUCCAGAAGGGUGGUCCAUAUCACGAUCUCCUCCACAGCGUCCUCGGGGCGUACACUUGUUACAGACCGGACAUCGGCUACGUCCAGGGCAUGUCUUUCAUCGCCGCCGUGCUCAUCCUCAACCUGGAGGAGGCCGAAGCCUUCAUCACCUUCGCCAACCUGCUCAACAAACCGUGUCAGAUGGCGUUCUUCAGAGUCGACCACGAGCUGAUGUUGAAGUAUUUUGCAGCCUUUGAGGUUUUUUUUGAGGAGAAUCUUCCUCGACUCUUCAGCCACUUCCAGACCAACAACCUGACGCCGGACCUGUACCUGAUCGACUGGAUCUUCACCCUGUACAGUAAGUCUCUUCCUCUGGACGUGGCGUGUCGGGUCUGGGACGUCUUCUGUCGGGACGGCGAGGAGAGUUUGUUCCGGACGGGUCUCGGCAUCCUGCGUCUGUUCGAGGACGUCCUGCUUCAGAUGGACUUCAUCCACAUCGCUCAGUUCCUGACGCGCCUGCCGGACGACCUGCAGUCGCACACGCUCUUCACGGCCAUGGCCAACACGCACAUGAUCAGCAGGAACCGCCGCUGGGCUCAGGUGUUUUCUGCGCUGAUGAAGGACGGAGGUAAAGACUCGGACAGAAACGCCAGCCCGGCUCUGAGAAGCUAACACUAGCGAGCUGCUCGGACAGGACGUUAACUCUAAACGUGUCAGUGUUUCACCACUAACAUCGAGCGUUACGCCUGCGUAACUCUCAAAGACUCACAUCUUUCGGUGCUAAAGAUUUUCUAACGUGGUUUCAUUCUGAAGUAUUACCGUCGGUCCUCGUGUUCUUUGACUUCACUCUCGUUUGUUCAGCUUGGACCUGAACCGCGAUCUGCAGCAGCAUGGCGGAUGCUAAUAAUGCUAAUAUCCUGGUCCAAGUUUGAAAAUGCUCGUUUUGUACGGCGUCGUCUUUCUAACCGUCGCGUGAUAACCGACAUCAGUGCAGAUUACUUUCAUGUUUUCACAGGAAGAGGACUCAACCCGUCUUUUUUUACACUCACAUCAAACUUUUCAGAAAAUGUCGGCCGGUUCUGGUCCGUGUCGUCGAUCCGGGUUCAGGUCUGAGUCUGAUUGUGAUGUUUGUCGAUCCCCUCGCAGCACUUUAAAGGCUGAAGCUUCGGCCUGAAUGUGAACGGUGUUCGAGCGAUCGGGACGUCGAGAGACGAGAGAUUCUUUGAGCUUUCACUGAAGUUUGAAGCUUUUUAUCCGUCGCAGCAGAACUUUCCUGUUGCCCGACGUUAACGUAACGUCCCGGCGUUUCUUCUGAACUUUCCUCCGUUGUUGUUGUUUCGUUCUUCAAACGCUCCCCCUGCUGUUCAUUGUCUGAACUGUAGAUUUCAGACUCAAACUGUCUCUGAAUCAAACUUCUUAAAUGUUUUUCUUGAAAUGUCUUGAUUGUAAAUUGAACUUUGGACCGUUGACGUCGAAACAUUUGACUGUCAGAAAGAAACCGUAAAUGAAUCGGUGAACUUAAAAAUAAUCGACAGAUUAAGAAUGAAAAGAAUCCGAUAAGUCGCGCUUACACGUAAACACUCCGUUUGUGACGUUUGUGCGUCACAUGAAUGCAGCAAAGAUCAGAUCUGAGUCUGAUUAGAGCGUCGGGUCUCACUUCUUCUCGCCUCCGUCACUUUGUGUUCGACACUCCUCCGUUUGAUCGUGACCUCUGCCCAGUGACACACCAACAAAACAAAACCAACCUUUAAAACGUCGACGAGGAACUCGAUAAGACAGAACACUGAGCAGAUGAAGAGAGGAAGGGAACGAGACACAAACAGCUGGGAGGAUUUUAAUCAUUUAUUUAAAGUCUUUUUAGAUUUCAGUCAGUUUAACAGCAGAAAUCAAAUCAGACAAAAAGAAAACUUCUAAAACUACAGAAACAUUUUUCACUAAAACUUCCUGAUGAAGUCUUUUCAAAAUAAAACCAAAGUCUUCAUGAAGCACUCCACAAUAAAAGGUUAAAGAUAAGCUGUGAGAGAAGUGUCGAUCGACGCAGGUUCAUUAACUACAAACGUUUUUUAGACGUUGAUGAAAUGUUUUCUCUUCGUUGUAACAAACUGUUCUUAUCCUGAAACAAACCUCGGACGGACGGUUUAACUUCAACGCAACAAAUCCACAGUUUAAACAUUGUCCUUUGAAAAUGAACUGAUGAUCUAAACGCUGAUGAAAAAACCAAAGCAGCAGCUGAGUUCACGGAGAAUCGUUGAUCUCAAACUGCUGCCUGAUGCCGUUUAACAUUUCUCUUUGUUCCCAGUAUUAAAAUCAAACGAAGUCUGUUCAAACAAAAAUAUGAAACCUCUGAAUAUAUGAAACCUGUUUCUUUGUUGUUUCCUGUUUUUAAGCUGCAGAUGUUUUUGGAUUGUUCACAUUUAUUUGAAUGUUUUUGAAAACAUGAAAUAACUCAAAGUUCAGAUUUGGAUUAAAUGAAUCUGCGUGACUUCAAACUAGACGGACGUGUUGAAGACGAACGAGGUUUGAAAAGUGCAAUAUGUUGAACGGCUCACUCCAGAUUAUUGAUGAAACGUUCAGACACUGCAGAGGGAACGUUCAUGUAACCCCCCUCAUGUCGCUCAUGUUCCUGUAUUUAAGUUGUUUCAGUUGUAUUUUAUACUUUGAUGUAAAUUCAUUUAACUUUGUUCAUGUUGUCAGAUUUCAGUGUACAGUGUACACGCUUCAUGAUGCCUUACAGGGGAUGUAAAUAAACUGUACAAACGUGCUUUCUUUUCAUAUAAUGGCCACUAGAUAAAUGUGUAAAUAAAUAUCUGAGCAAACCCA
Larimichthys crocea (large yellow croaker) is the source of this 5132-nucleotide messenger RNA. RefSeq names its product TBC1 domain family, member 12a (gene tbc1d12a). Gene Ontology annotation, biological process: regulation of GTPase activity. The coding region runs from base 435 to 2984 and encodes 849 amino acids. The record is from RefSeq and is a predicted model, not a curated record. The transcript is spliced from 13 exons. Gene Ontology annotation, molecular function: small GTPase binding; GTPase activator activity. Lineage: Eukaryota; Metazoa; Chordata; Actinopteri; Sciaenidae.